AUGCAGAACUAUAGGGCAAUUGCAUUGCUUACUCUCCUUCUCCAUGGCUUAUCAGUAUAUGCCGAUCCAUCACUCGCCAGUAAUCUCGACGUCCCUUUGAGACUACGAAAACUGGACCGACCUUUGAUACAACGACGCACCUCAGUCGACUUUUUAAACCACGACAACAACACAGAAACCAAGACAAACAUUAUAACCAUCCCAGCCAAGAAACUUCUUGCCCGAGACGAUUCCACUUCUGUACCUACUUUCGACGAAACAGUAUUCAACCAAAGCGCCACAACCGCAUGCACGAAUGCCGUCGCCAACUACGCAGAAGCAAUCAACCCCAGCGGCCUUGUAGCAUGCUACAACAUUGCCAUUUUUGACAACGCCACGGGCGUCUUUCAGACGGAUGUACGUUUAUAUCAGAAAUCGGCUGCUACGGGCUCGUUUGGGGGGUUGGUUCCGUCUGAUCUUUCCAUGUCAUUCUCAAUUGCGCAGGCGACGCUUUCGAAUCCGGUGCUUAUGGCUACGAAUGGAUCGAUAACCACCAGCACUCCAGUCAGUGGUCAACUUGUGAUGGGAUUCCAGAAUAUUGGGCAAUUGAGUAAGAGUUUAACUUUCUCAAAGCUCAGCGUUGACGAUCUCCGCAUUCUUAUGAUCCCAUCAAUCUCUCUCGGCGCAACCUCCCCAGACGGAGCUACCAUCAACACAUCUCUCUCAUCUGACACUCUCUCCUACGUAGCGGGCGAGCUCGUCCAAACCAACGGCACACCGACAAACAUCACAACUCCAGAGGCAGCUUCUCUCGCAAGUCCAAUUGUUGCUGCUGCGUCUGUGUUUGUUCUUCCAGGGACGGAUAUCAAAGUUCCUCCUGUCGGCUUGAUUAUUACCUGCAUCUGGACGGGUCUGUUGCUUUUGGCUGUUGGGGGAGGGACUUAUGGGCGAUAUCAGUUUCGGGUUCAUUACAGGCAGCGAGUGCAGCGCGCGAUGGCUAGCAACAAGACUGUUCCUUACUAG
Talaromyces marneffei is the source of this 1002-nucleotide messenger RNA. RefSeq lists its product as uncharacterized. The record is from RefSeq and is a predicted model, not a curated record. The transcript has 2 exons. Lineage: Eukaryota; Fungi; Ascomycota; Eurotiomycetes; Eurotiales; Trichocomaceae. The coding region runs from base 1 to 1002 and encodes 333 amino acids.